GACCUAUGACGAUUGACAGUGCAAAAAAGAUAAAGAAGAAAGACGUGGCGGCACUAACGCGUUGGUUUAGCGUCACCUCCGUAUCCAAUUCAGAAUCACCUCGCUCGUGUUACUUAAAACAGAACAAGAAGAUUCUUCAAAGCAACAACUUCGAAAAGUGUAAGGAAAUUAUGUCAUCAAACGAAGAAAAUGUCAAGAAAGAGAAACUUCAUGUUAAAAUGAAGACGGAGGAAUUAGAUCCCAACGAGAAGGGAGAGAAUGUUGAGGUGGAGAUGGAAGUUAAGGCCAAGUCUGUUGAGAAGGUUAAAACAAAGAAAAACGAAGAAGAGAGUGGAGAGAAAUCAAAGAAGGAAAAUGAAAAAGAAAAAAUAAAGGGCAAGAAGGAUGACCCAAAGGUAGAAGAAGAUAAACAUGACAAGAAGAAAGAUGAAGAAAAUGUUUCCAAGAAACAUGGGGAACAUGAAGAAGGUCAUGGAGAUAUGGAAACGGAAGAGAAAGAUAAGGAACACAAGAAGGAAAAGAAGGGUAAAGAGAAGAACCAGGAGGAUGUAUCGCAACAAAAGGAGUUAAAAGAAGAGGGAGAAGGCGCAGAGGGAAAAAAAAAGACGGAUAAAGAGAAGAAACCGAAAGAAGAAUCCAAGAGUAAGGAAGACAAGAAGAAGAAAAAAGAAGAGAAGGAUGAGCCUAAGGAAGAAGUUGAAGGAAAGAAGAAGAAGAAAGAGAAGAAAGAACAAGAUAUGGAGGGUUUAGACUCUCAUGUAAAAGUGGAAGAGCAAGAUAAAGAAGACAAGAAGAAAAAGAAAGAUAAAGAGAAGAAACACACGGAUGUGUCAAAACAGAAGGAGGAGUUACAAGAAGAAGAUGAAGGCAAAAAGAAUAAGAAGAAAGAGAAAGAUGAACCAGGUGCAGAGGACAAAAAGAAGAAGACAGAUAAAGAGAAGAAACUGAAAGAAGACAAGAAGAUAAAAAAGGGAGAGAAAGAUGAGCUUGAAGAAGAAGAUAAAGGAAAGAAGAAAAAAGAGAAGAAAGAAGAUGAAGCAACAGAUCAAGAGAAGAAGGAAGAAGAUAUUAAGGAGGGAAAGAAAAAGAAGAAUAAGGAUAAGGAUAAGAAAAAGGAAACGGAUGAUAUAUGUGAGAAAGAAGCAGAAGAUGAAGAUGAGAAUGAAGAAGAAAUAAAGCAAAAAAACAAAAAGAAAAAAGAGCCGAAGAUGAAGAAGGACGAAAAAGAUAAUAAUGUUGACAAGGAGGAGGAAAACAUUGUCACUGAAGUAUUGUCUAGAGAGAUUAAAUUUGAAGAGCCAGAAGCUGAUCAGGAAAAGGAAGGGAAGCCGAAAGACAAGAAGAAUAAGAACGUGGAGGAAGGCGAAGAGGGUGAUCAAGAAGGGAAGAAAACAAAGAAGAAAGAUAAAGAGAAAAACAAGAAAAAAGAAUCAAAGGUUGAAGAAGAGACGAAAGCUCAUACUGACGCGGAUGCGAAGGACGUCAAAAUAGUAGGGUCAAAAGCUGAAGAUGGUGAUGAAGAAAAGGGGAAAAAAGCAAAGACAAAAGAAGAAAAGAAAGACAAAGAUGUAAAGAAGCUCAAUGAAACCAAGAAGAAAGGUAAUAACAUUGGUAAGCUGAAAAUGGAACUGGGGAAGAUUGAUGAAAAAAUUGGAGCCUUAACGGAGAAAAAGACAGAAAUUAUGAAUCAAAUUAAAAAAGCAGAGGGAGAGCAA
This is a messenger RNA of Thlaspi arvense, 1715 nucleotides long. Lineage: Eukaryota; Viridiplantae; Streptophyta; Magnoliopsida; Brassicales; Brassicaceae. The record is from the annotation of a GenBank genome assembly.